AUGCGUGUCUCCGUCGUUGGUAUCGUGUUUCUGGCCUCGUUGGUUAUCACAGGAUGGAUAGCUUUGGCGUACGUGCUGACUCCGAGCCUUCUGCUGGUAGUUCUACCUUUCCCGAAGUAUCUGCAGACUAAGCACUUUUACCGCCGCGUCACUCACUUUAUACAGUGGGCUUGGAUGGGUCAAGUUGUUCUUUUGCUUGAAAAUUUUUUUGGUGUCCAGGUACAAAUUUUCGGUGAUCACGAGACAAAAAUACAAGAAAGGCACAUGUUGCGAGACCGAGCCAUAUGGCUUUGCAAUCAUCGCACUCGAAUUGAUUGGAUGUUAUUGUGGAGCGUCGCAUGGCGAACGCGCACGCUUCAAAUACUACGAAUCGUAUUGAAGGCUCCGCUGCGUAAAAUUCCGAUUUUCGGAUGGGCCAUGCAACACUUUAUUUUCAUAUUUCUGCAACGUCAUUGGGCAGAUGACCAAGUGAAUUUGCGCAAGCUGCUACCAUUUUUUUCAUCGCUAGAACCGGAGACUUCAUAUCUCAUAUUUCCCGAAGGAACCGAUCUCAGCGAAUGCAAUCUGGAAAAGAGUGCCAUUUUUGCGAAAAGAAAUGGUCUCUUGCCUCGUCAAUUUUCUUUGUACCCACGCACAACGGGGUGGACGUUCAUGUUUCCGCUUUUGAGCUCUCAACUCACUGCUGUAUACGAUAUCACGAUGUUUUACGUGGACUACGCCUUAAACGAACGUCCAUCAGAAGCAUCCCUACUUAGUGGUCGCAUGCCACGAAUGAUCCAUUUUUACAUCGAACGAGUGGACAUUUCGGUUUUGCGUGACAACAGUGAGAGUGAAAUGGCCACCUGGCUUGAAAACCGCUUUGAACGCAAAGAGUCUUUACUGAAGGCAUUCUAUCAAGAGAACGGCAAGCUUCCUGAUAACGCUCAACGUCUCUUUGAACAAACGAAUAGUUCUGCUUCGGCAGCAGUGAUAUUGUUUUGGCUUGGAUUACUCACUGCCACGACAAUCUGCGGAGUUUAUGGCAAGUCAAUAUCUGUCAUUGCUGCAGUGACAAUUGCUGCUGGAUACACCGUAUACACUGCAUUUGGCUCCGGCGUAGACGGAUUUCUUGUUGAAAACUUAAAGUAA
This is a messenger RNA of Plasmopara halstedii, 1128 nucleotides long. Its product is annotated as lysocardiolipin acyltransferase. The coding region runs from base 1 to 1128 and encodes 375 amino acids. Gene Ontology annotation, cellular component: endomembrane system. Lineage: Eukaryota; Oomycota; Peronosporomycetes; Peronosporales; Peronosporaceae. The transcript is spliced from 4 exons. The record is from RefSeq and is a predicted model, not a curated record. Gene Ontology annotation, molecular function: acyltransferase activity.